Messenger RNA from Octodon degus (degu), 1763 nucleotides. Its product is annotated as olfactory receptor 12-like. Gene Ontology annotation, molecular function: odorant binding; olfactory receptor activity; G protein-coupled receptor activity. Gene Ontology annotation, cellular component: membrane. Bases 51 to 998 code for a protein of 315 amino acids. The transcript has a single exon. Lineage: Eukaryota; Metazoa; Chordata; Mammalia; Rodentia; Octodontidae. The record is from RefSeq and is a predicted model, not a curated record. Gene Ontology annotation, biological process: G protein-coupled receptor signaling pathway; sensory perception of smell.
GGCCUUGCUCUUCUUACUUGCUUCUCAGCCCCGCUGUCCCAGCUCAGGGCAUGAUGACCCACAGAAAUGGAAAUCUCUCAAUAGUGCCCUUGCGAGAGUUUGUGCUGGUGGGAUUCCAGGGAGGUGUGGAGACCCAGGCCUUGCUCUUUGCUGUCUUCCUGGUCCUGUAUGCUGUGACCAUCCUGGGCAACCUCACCAUGAUCGCAGUCAUCACCCUGGACACCCGGCUGCACUCUCCCAUGUACUUCUUCCUCAAGAACCUGUCCUUCCUGGUUGCCUGCUACUCAUCUGCCAUCAUACCCAAUGCCCUGGCCAACUUCUUCUCCUCUGCCAAGGUCAUCAGCUUUGCUGGCUGUGUUACUCAGAUCUCCUGUUUCUCUUUACUUAUCACCACGGAGGGCUUUCUCCUGGGGGUAAUGGCUUAUGACUGCUUCAUAGCCAUCUGCAGCCCCCUGAGCUAUGGCAUGACCAUGUGCCCCAUGAGAUGUACCUGUCUGGUGAUGGGAACCUACUGCGGAGGCUGCCUCAACUCCAUCAUGCAGACCAGCCUCACAUUCCAGCUCCCCUCCUGCCACUCCAACAGCAUCAACCACUUCUGUGACGUUCCUCCACUGCUGCAGCUUGCCUGUGCCAACACAGCUCUCAAUGAGCUGGUCAUGUUUGGCAUCUGUGGGCUCAUUAUUGUGGGCACCACUCUUGUGAUCCUCAUCUCCUAUGGCUACAUUACAGUGACCAUACUCAAGAUGCUCUUGGGCUCAGGGAGACAAAAGGUCUUCUCCACCUGUGGCUCCCACAUGACAGCUGUGUCCCUAUCCAUUGGGACAGUGUUUGUCAUGUAUGCACAGCCAGGGGCUGUGGAGUUCAUGGAGUACGGCAAGGUGGUCUCCAUCUUCUACACCCUGGUCAUCCCAAUGCUCAACCCCCUCAUCUACAGUCUGUGGAACAAGGAUGUGAAAGACGCCCUGCGGAGGCUGUGGCAGAGACGGGCAGCCCUGUGAAGGGUGGUCGGUGAGAGAGAGUCUUGGGGUAGAACAUGGCUCCAAGGGACAACUGUGUGGGCUGAGAACACUUAUGUCCUUUCUUCCCCCUUGUCCUUCUCUCCUUGUUUUUCCCUUGCUAGCUUCCUGUCAUCCAUUCAGUCAUGCAGCACUUCUUGAGUGCAUAUCAUGGAACAGACAUUCAUUAAGACAAAUCAGUCAUGUUUUUCUCCCUCCAGAAAAUGAAUAGUCCAGAGAUGGAGUAAGUCAAUUUCUGUUGGGGUAUGAGGCAUAAAUACUUAUUUUCAUAGGCAUGCAGAGGGAUUCUCUCUAUGGAAGGAGGUAGAUAUUUGGGCUUAGUAUAUACUUUUGAUUUAUUUUCUAAGAGUCAGGAGCUCCGUUACAUGUGCAUGGCAAUGCCUGUUCUGGACUGACCCAGAUGGAAGGCUGGCCAUGUCCUCCUGGCCUGUCAUGACUGUUGACUGGAAGCCCUCCUGACUCUGCUGUUCUCUUUUAACUCAAACUCUACGUCAUUGCCAGAGUCCUGUUAAAAGCAACCAUCUAGCUCUGUGUCCCUCAGUUCCACAUGAGGAGUUGCUUGUCAGUGGCUGGAUCUAACCACCAGUGCCUCUCUCACACUAACUGGGGUGGACGUGGUGGCGAGUACCUACAUGGGGUAAAAUUACAAAGACAAAAAUCCAUGUCUGGGGAUUUCAGCACCACUGGCAUGAAGGAAAAGACAACCAUGCAUGUCUCAUCCUGCCCGCAGGGAGCUGUCCACAACAG